AUGGGGGCAGACACUGUUAUCCUCAACUCCCCGGGUUUGGUCGAGACAUUGAACUGGCACGUGUCGACGGUCUACGAUGAGCGCGUGGGAACAGCUUUCAACUUCAUAUACGAUGUGUUGCAGUUCUCGUCGGGGCGGGACAAGUUCUGUGCCCUGAUGCAGGGCUACUGCAAAUUCGCCAGCGAGGUGUUUUCCGAGCCAGACAGCGAGCGGCAUUGGAUGUACAGGGGCAUGGAGGACAGCCUCAGUGAUGGACGUAAAAUUUUCAGAUUGUUCAAAGAGUUCAGAGAAGUCUACAAGGUUCGUCGAGGGUGGAGUCGAUUCUCCCAGGGUGCGCAGGAACAUGGAACUUUGUCCGUUCCUGCAGCGUGUGGAGUUCUUGAUAUGCUUGGCCACACCUGCUCAUUCUUCUACUACCUAGGUGACAACCUUCUUUGGGCUGCCUCGGUUGGCCUCGUGCGCUCGAAAGAAGUUCCACAGAUGCAGCGGAGGAUGUGGAAGGGCUUCCGCAAGAACGGGGCCGUGUUGAGAGCUCUGGGAGGUGUCGCAAAUGUCAAGCGCAAGCGCAACUGGGCGUCCAUAUGGAGACUGAACUUUGCGAUCUGUGCCAAUUUGCUCCUGCUGCAGAAGGCCUUGCUUAGGCUCGGCCUUCGUCGUGUGGAAGAUCCAGAUGACGCCCGUCUUUUUCACAUGCUGGAUAUCCUUGGCAUGCUUGCCAGCUACAGAGUCCUCCUCUCGAAAUUAAAAAUCGCGAAAGCAUCCCAUGCGAGGCUGGGCCUGCUGUCGAUGCUGGCAGCGGCCUGCGGCAUCUGGAGCAAUUGGCGCAAGGUGCGGCGGAAGAACUGCGGCACCAAAACUUGGAUGGUCACAGACCUCAAGUCUGAGGCAUUGAUGGCAUGA
Messenger RNA from Symbiodinium necroappetens, 900 nucleotides. NCBI's taxonomy places the organism in Eukaryota, Dinophyceae, Suessiales, Symbiodiniaceae. The record is from the annotation of a GenBank genome assembly.